Cyanidioschyzon merolae strain 10D is the source of this 2166-nucleotide messenger RNA. Its product is annotated as sigma subunit for chloroplast RNA polymerase. Gene Ontology annotation, molecular function: DNA binding; sigma factor activity. The coding region runs from base 1 to 2166 and encodes 721 amino acids. Gene Ontology annotation, biological process: regulation of DNA-templated transcription; DNA-templated transcription initiation. The transcript has a single exon. The record is from RefSeq and is a predicted model, not a curated record. Lineage: Eukaryota; Rhodophyta; Bangiophyceae; Cyanidiales; Cyanidiaceae.
AUGGAAGGCUACGUACCAGUCCCGAUAUCGAACAGCCGAGCAGGGCGUUGGACAGGAACCGGAAGCGACGGUACACGAGUUUUCACGCAAGCGCGCGACGUGUGUACUCGAGUUCCGGUGCUGGAUACUCAGCUGUGCAUGUCUCACGGAGCGCAUCCUAUAUCGAAGGCAAACGUAAGACUUGCCUUCCAGAAGCCCGGUGGUGUUCUGGGACAAGUCAAUGUGAGCGUGUUUGCUCAAAACGGAUGCGAGAUAAAACCUGGGUGCGGCAACCGUGUUGCCGUCUCCAAAUCUGAGGCACACGCUCUUGGAAGCGAGAGCUCGUGCUUCACACAUGGGAGCCGGUGUCUAUAUCCGCACCCACAACGCAAGUCGGCCCAAGAAAAUGUGAACAGUGUCGACACUGAUCGGGGUGAUACUCGCAUGAUAGCCGUGGGUCCCCGUCGAACCAAUGCCCGCAGGAGUGAUAAUCCAGAAAAACUUGAGGAUUCAUGUGAAUCAGAUAGUGUAAUUACUGGCAUCAUUCUGCGAAGCCCGGAUGAAGCCUAUCAGGAUCGUGGUGAUCAUGCAGGGCUCGAGCACGCAGUAGCAUCGCGGAACCAGCGGCGCAAUAAGAUCCCUCGUGUCGACCCUCGAGGGCUUGCUGCGUACGCAGACGAAUUGCUCGCGGCGGCAGACAUUGAUAUCAUAUCCCUCUCUGCAGAAUUUGGCUCUGUCGACAGGAAUAGCCGUAACCAGCGAACACGGAUCUCGUUCCCCGGGUCAUUGCGUGCCUACGUUCGAGGUCUGGAGCGGCAGUAUCAGUUUGAGCAGUCGUCAGAUGCACCUGAGUCUGUCGCUGAGGCAGAAAACAAAAUGGUGAAGAGAUCAUCGCCUGCAGCGAAGGGCAAAAGCUCCUUGACACGCUCGGAGAAGCGUGCGGCGGCCGCUAAAACGAAAGGUCGGCAACCGAGGGCACGCAAGACGGAGCGCCUCACCGGCGCGCAAGUCCGAAUGCGAGCGGGCCCCCGGAUGAAGAAUACUGUAUCUACGGGUGACGCUUCCGUCGCUAGUGUUAAUAGCAAUAGUGGCACGGUGGACCCUUUUGAUGGUAUAUUUUCCGGCCUUGACGAUGAAGAACCUGAUCUCGACGCGGAUAGCGAUAAGUUGCUAGAUGCUCUGGUUGAGGAAGAUGAAUCUGCGGAAGCUGAGCCAAACACAGGUGAGCGGAAGGAUGAUACGAUUCGUUCGUAUCUGUAUGAAAUCGGGCGCUACCAACUUCUUCAACCUGGGGAGGAGGUCGAACUCUCCAGACAGGUUUGUGUCCUCAUGGAUUUGGAGCGAUUUCAGAAGUCGUUUCGGGAGCAGCAUGGCAAGUCACCGACCGAGCUGGAGUGGGCUCGAGGAUGCGGCUACGGCGAAGAUGUCGAGGCGCUCCGCAAGCAUAUCCGAGAUGGAAGAAGUGCGAAGGAAAGAAUGGUAACCGCCAAUCUGCGGCUGGUGGUCUCCAUCGCAAAACGCUAUUCUAACCGUGGCGUAGCUCUGCAGGAUCUGAUCCAAGAGGGCUCCAUUGGACUCAUACGAGGAGUUGAAAAAUUUGAUGCUGGGCGAGGAUUCCGGUUCUCCACGUACGCAACUUGGUGGAUACGGCAAUCCAUUACACGAGCAAUAUCGGAUUCCUCACGUUCCAUAAGACUGCCUGUUCACGUCCAUGACACGAUUUCCAUGAUUCGAAAGCACACCAAGGCCCUGCAUACACAGCUGGGGCGUCCACCUCGCGAGGACGAAAUCUGCGAAAGUGUUGGAAUAGAUAUUGCAAAGUAUCGUUUAAUCAUGGAAUGUUCUCAGAAUAUUGUGAGCCUCGAAACACCCAUGCACGGUACAGAUGACAUACACAACCUCGGCGAGUCCCUGAUAUCCCCAGAGGAGCGCUCUGAGGAUACUGUCUCGCGAGAUACCUUGCGGGAUAGCAUUGAAAAGGUGCUGCGGUGUCUGACUGCGCGUGAACGGGAGGUUAUUCGCAUGCGCUUCGGCCUAGCAGACGGCCGACCGCGAACUUUGGAGGAAGUGGGAGUCAAAUUUAAUGUUACCAGAGAGCGCAUUCGGCAGAUCGAAUCCAAGGCUCUGAAAAAGCUCCGAAUUCCUGCAGAGAACAAUUUCCUCGACGAGUAUCUCACGGAGCUCUAG